Molecule: messenger RNA, 579 nt
Organism: Adineta steineri
Lineage: Eukaryota; Metazoa; Rotifera; Eurotatoria; Adinetida; Adinetidae
Source: the annotation of a GenBank genome assembly
AUGAUAUCGGAACAAACUUCAACUGAAAAUUUUUCAAAUAAUAAUUUAAAUUCGAAACCAUUCGAUGAUAAAUUCGAUUUACAACUUUUUAAUUAUAAUCGAUAUUCAUCUUCAUUUGCUGAAAUAACAUUAAUUAAUAAUAAUUUUCAAGUGAUUACAAGUAUUAUUCUUUGUAUUUUGGGUUUAUUUACUGCUAUAUUAUAUAUAGGAAUUUUAUUUCAACGAUGUUUUCAAACAAAAUCUUGUUCACGUCAUACUAUUAUACGAUUUUUAUUUGAUUGUUGUCAUUUAAUUAAUAUACUUUUAACUCAUAUUAUUAUUGUUAUUGUUUAUACUGCGCAAACAACAAAUUUUCAUCUACAUUGUCCACUUUCAACAUUUCUAUUUUCAUUAGCAUCAUUUGGCUCAAUUAGUUUUCUUUGUUUAGGAGCGUUUAAUCGAUAUAAGUGUUUAUUUAAAAAACAAUCACAAUAUCGUUAUAUUCGUCAUCGUUUAUUAGCUCAUCGAAUUAUUUUAAUAACUUCAUUGAGUUGGUUGAUUAUUAAUUUUCCAAAACUUGAUUUACAUGAAAAUUUUUAA